AUGACACUGCUACAGAAGAGCCCACCUGCAGGCCAUCCCAAUGGCUCAGCGUCUCUUCAGACUGCGGUGCCUUACGAACACCUGCCACAGUCCACGCAGCAGCCCGUGCCAGUAACCUCUGCCGUGGUUGGCAGUUCAUUCAAUGAGCUUCCAUCGACAAACCCCUUCUCUCCAAAUUUCAGCCCUCGUCCAGCACCAUCUCCUGCCGGGCAACAUGCUUCUGCUGCCCAGCUCUUCUCACCUGUGUCGCCUAUCAAUGACCCUCGCCUGAUCGGGCGCGUGUCGCAACCGCAUCUGCAUUCCACAGAGCCUCAGCGCCCAAACGGCAACAAGAAAAAUGUCAACCUGCAACGACUGAACGGGAAGCCCUAUCCUAGCGCCGACCAUGCAGACAAAGGCCCAAAACACGUGAAAGUUGCAAAGGAUAUGUUUGACGGUGCCCUUCCACCAGUUUACAAACGACAGGCUUCCGAUCCGACCAGACCUGGUGAUGUUGCACUGGCCAUGUCGAACGCUCGUGAAUGUCUCUCAUGUGGCAAGAAAUGCGCUGAGGGCGGCAGCUGCACCCAUUGUGGAAAGCGCAAGUCCAGUGAACCAGGUGACAGGGACGCAAAUGGUUCUGGUCACAGUCGCACAGUCUCUACAGGAGUCAACUCGGAGAGAUCUAUUGCAUCCUCGAGCACUGCCGUACAAUCAUCAUCAUCGGCCGCAGGCACUCAGCCCUCCUGCACGAAAUGUGGCAGACACCGACGGCCAGGCUCGCUGGACGCUCCCAAUGUGCCGGCGACCAACCCGGCCCAGCCUGGCGUCAGAUUCCAACAAGCUGGCUUGUCUAUUCAACCCAACUCCGCUGGCCAUCACAACCCGGUUUACCCUCAGAUUGAUAUAAUCCCACCCUCGGCCACCACUUAUCGCCGAACCAAUACGGUCCCCUCUCCUUUCACUCCAUACGGCGAGGAAUCACCUCUCGUUUCUCCGCCGAGGAAGACCGAAUCAAGGGGUUUCCGCAAUAACUCCAUCGUCCGCUCACUUUCUCGCCGCUUGAGCAGGAAGGAAAAGGAAAAGGACAAGUCAUCAGCACCACUUCCUAGUCAACAACUGGCCACGUCUCAAAACCAGACUAGUGAGCAAAGCGCAGGAAGACUCAUCAACAUGAUCAGCAGCGCAAUGCAAGACCCCUCCGCUGGCCGUGAUCAGCAAUAUGCCAAGGUUGCUGUAGAGGAGCCAGACCGUCCUGGAACUCCGUUCUCAUUUGUCGGCGAGAGAGACGAAAGCGACACGUUCGACAAGAAAGACGACCGUGACAAAGGAGGCAAUGGAGAAUACUUCCCCAACCAAGAGGACAGGUUGGAUGUCAUUCCUCGACCAAAGUCCGCCGACCCACACCAUGGCCGACACCUUGCCCCCGAGGAUGCCGAGAGACCCCAAAUCACCAGAUUCAAGAGUUUGAGGGUUGGCGUCAACAGGGUCAACCAAAGUAUCAGUCGAAGCCAGAGCUUGAAGAGAAUCGGAAGCGUCAAGCAAGCUCAUCAUGCUUGGUAUGUCGACGGUUCAGAUGAGAACUCUGUGCCUGUCUUCUAA
Molecule: messenger RNA, 1581 nt
Organism: Exophiala aquamarina CBS 119918
Lineage: Eukaryota; Fungi; Ascomycota; Eurotiomycetes; Chaetothyriales; Herpotrichiellaceae
Exons: 2
Coding region: 1-1581 (526 amino acids)
Source: RefSeq, a predicted model, not a curated record